Messenger RNA from Scleropages formosus (Asian bonytongue), 1680 nucleotides. It is a transcript of the gene polr1f, whose product is annotated as RNA polymerase I subunit F. Bases 35 to 1120 code for a protein of 361 amino acids. The record is from RefSeq and is a predicted model, not a curated record. NCBI's taxonomy places the organism in Eukaryota, Metazoa, Chordata, Actinopteri, Osteoglossiformes, Osteoglossidae. The transcript has 4 exons. Gene Ontology annotation, cellular component: RNA polymerase I complex. Gene Ontology annotation, biological process: DNA-templated transcription; DNA-templated transcription initiation; transcription elongation by RNA polymerase I.
CGGUCCACGGGCGCUGCGUCGCGGACCCCGAAGCAUGGUGAAGGUGGAGCGCGCGGCAAGAGCAGCGCGUGAUCACGAGCCCCAGCCGGACGGCAUGAGCGCGUCCUCUGAGGAGGCGACGGCGGCGGCUCCGACUGCCGCCGCGAGCUCCGUGCAGCCCUGCCUCGUGCCCAGCUUCGCGGACGCGCGCGCGCUGCUGAGCGCGCCGUACUCGUGCCUAGUGGUGGAAGGCAGCCGCAGGCACGUCGCUCUCGCGCCGCUCUACCUCCACAAGAAGAGGAGCGGCAUCCGCGAGCAGCUGGACGCCGAGCUCCUCAAGUACUCGGAAAGCAUGAACGGGGUGCCGCUGGCCUACGACGACGUCAGAGUGCUGGGGCGGUACGGGGACAUCUACGACGACCAGGGCUUCAUCCACAUGGACAUAGAGGCCACUUUCGUCAUCUUUCGACCCAAACGAGGCCAAAAGCUUCUGGGCGUUAUAAACAAAGUGGGAGCGAGUCACGUGGGCUGUCUGGUGCACGGCUGCUUCAACGCCUCCGUCGCCAAGCCGCACCACGUGUCCCUGGAGGCGUGGAAAAGGGCGGGCCUCAAUAUCGGCGACGGCCUGGAGUUCGAGGUCGCCCAGCUGGACGCUGACGUCGCCGGCGUCCUGCUCAUCAGAGGACGCCUGGAUAAGGCGAGGAUACAGGAGCUGAUGGCUCUCAGUAAUUGUGCAGAAGAUGUUUCGGAGGAGUCUGCGCAGCCUGAAACGAACAUGACAGACGGGGUGAAGACUAAGAGGAAGAAGAAGAAGGACAAAAUGAGGGACGACGAGGUCCUGCAGGACUGCUGCGCCCCAGAGGACAGCCCGCAGGAUCAAAAAGAGACCUCCAAACUCAUAGACGUGGCAGAGACAAACAUGAAUGGGCAGAUCAACGGGAAGAAGAAGAAGAAGAAGAAGAAGGAAAAGUGUGUCGAGGCACCUGAGGAUGGUGGUGUCAUCGAGGUGCUCGCCAGCGCCCCUGGUGGAGAAGAGGGUUACAAGCAUAGCAAAAAGAGAAAGAAGGGAUUGGAGGAAACGGAAAUGACCCCCAGUGCAGAUACUGAAAACCCCAAAGCCAAAAGGAAGAAAGUGAAAUAAUUUACUGCGUAAAUAGUUUGUGUCAUCAAUAAAACUGUCCUAUUACUCCCUAAUGUAUUUUAUAUUUACAUAAAUGUUGUUUUACGAGCUGUACCGGAACCUGCCAGCAGGUGGCAAUAUCGGGACGUUUUUGGUCUUCCAUGUAAAAGGGUAAGUUCCUUUCAAGUGCCUUUGCAAAAAAAAAAUCCAAGUAUUUCAAGGAAAUUCCAGUAUGGAUUGCAAAACCUGUGAUUUAUGGGAAAUUAUCGACAAACUCAUUUACUAGGAAUCUAUUACAUGUUUUUUUAAAAUAGCUCUACAUCUCAUAACUGUUGCUUUCUCUUUGCUGCCACUCUCAUAUUGAGAUAUUUCUGCCCCAGCAUUAACGGUUAUACUUAAAUGACAUGUGAGUAGAUUCCAACAUUUCUGGAAUUUUUGGAUUUUUUUUUUUUUUUUUGGACAAUUCAUAUAGAUUGUUAAAUAUGUAAAUUGUGUGUGUGUCCCAUCUACAUGUGAAUGAAUGCUUCCAUGUUAUGUUUUCCGUUAUGGAUAUUAAACCCGACAUUAAAAAUUGUCCCUAA